AUGCCUAUGGACUUUCACAUCGAUCGCGAAUACCCACAUAGAACGUUCGCCGUCACCGGAUUCCUAUCUGAUAGUGUCGGAAGUGCGCAGUGGUCCGAGUAUAUCGGCGAAAGUCCACGCUCGAUCAUGGCGGUGGGCGUUGCUGAUAGCUCCAAAUCAACUCGUCGGUUUAUUUCCAUCGCUGCGGGCGAAGACUACGAGGCUCUGAAUGCCACUCAAUGCACCAUUGACUUUGUUGCAACAUUGUUUAAUGUGUCAGUUGAUUUGAAAGAUCGUAGCAUCUUGGUUGUUCCUUCAAAAAGCAUCGAAGACUUUGACCCACGACGAUAUUUAACCAGGGCAAUUAUCAGGCAGUUUGAUUCCAUAUCAAAUAGCUUACAGAGUUUUCACGGUUCAGUCCUUGGCGACGUUAUUGUUGGUAUCACUUACGACAGUUAUGUUAUCCCACAUUGCGGCUUGGAAGAACUCCCUUGA
Colletotrichum phormii is the source of this 474-nucleotide messenger RNA. RefSeq lists its product as uncharacterized. Bases 1 to 474 code for a protein of 157 amino acids. The transcript has a single exon. The record is from RefSeq and is a predicted model, not a curated record. NCBI's taxonomy places the organism in Eukaryota, Fungi, Ascomycota, Sordariomycetes, Glomerellales, Glomerellaceae.